UAUAAAUUUUGAAAUAAAUAAAAGCUCUAGAUAUGGAAUAAAUUUAAUGCAAGUUUCUCGAAAAAGUAAGAAGAUCAUGCUCGAAGUCUAUAUAAAAACUGUGACAGUUGCAAAGUAAAUGAGGUUGAAAAUGAUCAAUAAAUAUAACCCCUGCCGCUUAAAGAAGCGUUAUCCCUUUAGCCGAUCAGCCGCGACGUAAAUCACGACGUGAAAAGAAGAAAUUAAAAGAAGGAAAACGAAACAAAAUAAAACAAAAAAAGAACAAGACAAAAAAAAGAAGGAGGAGGAAAAUGAGGAAGUGGAAAGAUCGAUAGAAGAAAUAACGAACGCAUAUAAUAAUACGUAUUACGUAUAAUGGUGAAUAUAAGUGUAGGUGUAGGUGUAGAUGUAGGUAUCACACUUAUCGAUCUUAUCGAUGUCCUUCGUAGAAAGAUCAUACAAUUCCUGGUCAGCAGAAACAUCCGUUUGAGAAAGAUAACUGCAUAGUUAACAUUAUUUGUUUCUUCUUUUCGUCUUUUUUUUUUUUUUUUUUUUUUUCAAUAUAUUUAUUUCGUGUUCUCGUUUUACGAAGUGUCGCUAUCAAUGAGACACACAAUUACGAGCGAAAAGUUACGUUCAAUAACGUAAUAGAAUUUCACGUCUUCUCUCUACACGAAUAUUACGUGAUACUACAUCUCUGUCAAUGAUAUGUUUUCUACGUACGAGAUAGACGAAGAGCACGCGCACGAAAAUAGAAAAGAACAAAACUUGAUAUCAAAACUUCAAAAGAAAAAAGGAAAAUCUCUUUGAUGAUCGAUGCGGAUUUCUUAUCGUAUUAUGAUCAACCCUAUUGUUAAGUGAUGUAUGUGAAGAGUUAAAAUAUGCCAUUGUAUUUAAUCGUUCUAUUAAUAUGGAGUUUUACGAUACAAGAAAGAUCAUGUAUCAAAUUAAAGAGAAUAGCUUUACGACCGUCCAACAUAUUGGACGAUUACUAUGCUUAUCGGCAUAUUUCGAUUAUUCAUUUCGAUGUACCAGAGUAUACGAUUACCGCGGGAUUCAAAUUUACAAUAAAAGAAGAAAAAACCGGCGGAAUAGGUAAAUGUUCUCCGAGAUAUGUUUCAUUGUACUUGAAAUCCGGUAGUCUACCAUUAGUUAGUCCAGAUGGAUCGAUUAUCGAGGCAAAACUUAUAAAACGAAGACGCAAAUACUAUCCUUUAAAUAUGCAAAGCAAUGGUGACGAACAUAUGAUCAAUAUCGAUUCUCCAAUACCAGGUGACUGGUAUGUAAUAGCUUUUCGAUCUUGGACCGAUCCUAAUAGCGACAAGAUCAAGCAACAAGGUCUCGGUGCAUCAUGUGAUACCGUACUCGAUGCUGAGUUGUUAAUAGAGAUGCCAUCUAUGGUAUCCUUAAUAGAUUUUAAUAACGAAUAUGAAAUCGAAUUAAACAGAAGUAAAAAUACUUUUGUCGGCCACAUUUUUAUGCCAGAUGAUUUAUUAAACGUGGUACUUGCAUUGAAUCAAUCAUAUGAAAACAAUUGUAAAUUUGCAAUUCAUGUUGUUGCACAGGAACAUCUUAUAGGGACGAUCGUUAAUGACACUGAUGUCUUGUUGUCCUUCAAACCUUAUUCAAGAUCAUUACAUUACAUUACGCUACGUUUAAUAUCCGGAAAUAUGUCGAAAAUAUCUUUACGUUUUGAAAACAAUACUUCUUCAUUCAUUGAUUUCAAUCAAGUUAAAAGCAUAAGUUUGAUACGAAAAUCAUUGCCGGAAUUCUUUGUAUUCGAUUAUGAACAUCGUGGUGAAAAUGAUACGAAAUCUAUGCCUUUCAAUCUCACAAGCGAUGGUAUUACCGUCCUUGACUUCGAGAUUGCCCGUGUUUACGAUGUUGGUGGUACAGUGACAGUGGGUAUAAAAAUGCUCAACGUGGAUAAAAAGGAUCAAAAGAAUAUUUUCAUCGUAGCUUGCAUUACCUUGGGAUAUUACUCAAAUAUCACAGCCGGUGGAAGUUGCAUACGGGCAUGGAACGUAACCGGUGCAGAUAUAUACGUGAACGAGACAGGUCCUGGUUUGGUUCAUAUACCAUUUCCCGAACCUGGAAGGUGGUACGUCAGUUUAAAAUCAUUUUGCAUCGAUGGAAAAUGUAAUUGCGCUGAGAAUUGUUUGAACGGUACCAUCUGUAAAGAAUGCGAAUGUAUGAAACCGUGUUCUGUUGAAAUAGAGAGCAGUAUAUCAUCGUCGCCUUGCAUCGAAGGACGUUGUAAUUCACAUGGCAAAUGUAUGCACUAUAUGAGCGGUGGUUUCGUUUUUUCAGCGUGUUACUGUACAGAAGGAUAUCGUGGUUUUGAUUGCGCUGACGGAACUUACGUUCUCGGUAAUAAAGACAUACUCGUACGUUUGUUAAUGUUAACCAUCAGUAAUCUUGCUUUUAUUGGUUCGAUAUAUCUGGCGAUACGUCGAGAAUAUUUUACAGAAGCAAUCGUUUACACCGCCGUUAUGUUCUUUUCGACAUUUUAUCAUGCUUGCGAAGCCGGAGAGAACGUCUAUAGUAUUUGUAUAAUGCGAUUGAGCGUAUUACAAUUUUGUGAUUUCUUCAACGCUCUUCUUUCGAUUUGGGUUACAUUGGUAGCCAUGGCCUCCUUUGGACCAAAGCUUACAGCAUUUUUCCAGAUCAUGGGUGCUAUUGUUCUUGCUAUGAGCUCAGAAAUGGAUCGUACGGCUCUCUGGGUAUUCCUUUUACCCGCCAUUACUGGAUCCUCUUUGAUUGGAGUUUCUUGGGGACUUAGAUGUAAAAGAAGGAAAACUGUCCGAUAUCCUUCGCGCGUGUACAGAACCAUCUUCUUUCCGGCGGGCCUUCUGAUAGUCUCUUUGGGUCUUGUUUGUUACGCCUUUUUACAAACACGUAGUAAUUAUCACAUUGUCCAUAGUUUAUGGCAUAUUUGUGUGGCUGUUGCGGUUAUGCUUUUAUUACCAAAAAGACAUUACAUGAAGUAA
Vespa mandarinia (Asian giant hornet) is the source of this 2969-nucleotide messenger RNA. RefSeq names its product transmembrane protein 8B. Gene Ontology annotation, cellular component: membrane. Lineage: Eukaryota; Metazoa; Arthropoda; Insecta; Hymenoptera; Vespidae. The record is from RefSeq and is a predicted model, not a curated record.